AUGCACUUGAUUUGCGAUGCUGAGGCUCGUAUCACCCCGACACCCCGUCCCUAUGCUUUAUUCGAGCCGGCUCAGCCAACAGUAUGCGGCCAAGUACGAUUCCUCAACCAUGGGCUCCAGCGGUUCCUCUACUCAAGGGAGGUUAUCGCUACUCCACGCAGCUCCACCAUCCUGUUUGACCGCACUGAAUGCUACCAAAACGGCAUGGAAAUGCACCAUCGGCGGUCGGGCAGUUAUUUCGUCAGAGGCUCAAGUUUAGAGAGUUGCAACCCCGCCUCGAAGUGA
Coccidioides immitis RS is the source of this 285-nucleotide messenger RNA. RefSeq lists its product as uncharacterized. The coding region runs from base 1 to 285 and encodes 94 amino acids. Lineage: Eukaryota; Fungi; Ascomycota; Eurotiomycetes; Onygenales; Onygenaceae. The record is from RefSeq and is a predicted model, not a curated record. The transcript has 2 exons.